AUGGCAACUCAUAUGCCCAUGGCAGCGACGAGGCAGCCCUUUGCACCUCUGAACAGCUCGCGCCUUCAGAACCUCACAAGUCUCAAGAACCGUCAGAAUGCAUUGUCAAGCACUCUCUCCUCGCCCACCAAACGCAAAGCCACGGCCUUCGAGGAUGACGAUUCCGAGAACAUCGACCCCUCCAUCUUCCUUUCGUCCAAACGCUCGCGAGCCCCCGAUGGCAGCGGCAAAGACACCAUCACCAAACCCACCAAUUUCUUCCUAACCAAGGCACCUCCCUCUUCCAAUGAUUUCACCUCUCUAAAAGCCGCCCAAGCCCCCUCUGCUCGUCGUCCAAUUCUCACUGCUCGUUCCCCAGCAGCACCCAGACUCAAUACCUCGAUCUCAAAGAGUACCCCGCUCUCAGCACCUGCCGGCCGCUCCCCAACCCGCAAACGCAUUGGGAUCCUCAAUCGUCGCCGCACAUCAGCACCCUUCACACGCGUCGAUCCCCCCAAAUUCUGCACGCCAUCGACAUCCUCUGGCCUCGGAUUCAGCAUUGAUGCCGCACUCUCCGGUACCAUCCCUUCAUACGGGGCACGUCCACGUGCAGCCCCUUCGUCGGCGGCCUCUAAAGAGAGCAGCAUCCUGCCAGUAUCCCUCCACCAACCCGAGGCAAAAGAAUCAUGGUUCUUCGACAUUCACGAGGAUACCGCUGAGGAACUAGCCACGAACCUAAUGGAACAUUCUACAUGCACGCUGGAUAUCAGCUCGGACGAGGAAUCCGCGGCGAGACUAAGAGACGAGCGAGGGAAGGAAAAUGUCCCACCCCCAGAUGAUAUCUCUCAAACGCGCACCCCUCUUGCUACCGCUGUUGAUUCUAGCGAGUCGUCCAUGUCCGACCUAAAAGCGCGUGUUCGUGCUCGGCGUUCACGGCACGAUGUAGUAGAAGAAGGUGCUAUUGAGCUUGAUCGCAAUCCACUCGGCGAUCUCGUCGCUGAAGAUUUCUAUGCCGACGGCUGUGAUGGGUCUUCCGUCAUCCUGGUCCCUUCAGAAGAAGAAGCCAAGGAGCAAGCCGAAGUACCGAUGGCUUUCGACUUCAGUGCUGAUGUCAAGGGCAAAGGCAGGGAAAUUGACAGCGAGGCGGUCGAUGUCUUAAUGCAGAAAGACGAUUUUGAUAUCGCGCCCAAAGCUGCGUUGUUGGAGCCAAUUGAGAAGCCGGAGGACAAUUUCGAGGUUUGGGAGAGUGGGAGUGCGAAGGAUGAGACGGAGUGUUAG
This is a messenger RNA of Venustampulla echinocandica, 1257 nucleotides long. RefSeq lists its product as uncharacterized. Lineage: Eukaryota; Fungi; Ascomycota; Leotiomycetes; Helotiales; Pleuroascaceae. The transcript has 2 exons. The record is from RefSeq and is a predicted model, not a curated record. Bases 1 to 1257 code for a protein of 418 amino acids.